Acanthochromis polyacanthus (spiny chromis) is the source of this 2606-nucleotide messenger RNA. Its product is annotated as kynurenine formamidase-like. Lineage: Eukaryota; Metazoa; Chordata; Actinopteri; Pomacentridae. The transcript has 10 exons. Gene Ontology annotation, molecular function: arylformamidase activity. The coding region runs from base 603 to 1676 and encodes 357 amino acids. The record is from RefSeq and is a predicted model, not a curated record.
UUAAUAUCAUAUGAGCAAAAUCAUCCAGAAUUUGUAAUAAAUAGGCCCACAGAGAAGACACUUCUUUAUAGUAAUGUUAAUAUUCAUCUGUUUCAGUAAAUUCUGUCAUAAUCUGGCCAAUUGAGAACAUUUCUGUGGAAAAUCAUCAAACGUAAAAUGGAGAACCACAAGCCCAAAACCAAAACAUACUUCUUUGAAUCUGUGCGAAAGGAAUGGGCUGCUGUUACAGCAGAUCAAUGUCAGAAGCUGGUGGAGAGCACGCCAAGAUGCAUGGCUGCAGUCUUCAAAAACAGUGGUUAUCUAAUCAAGUACUAACUCCUGUGUGGAUCAUGUCACUAACAGACAAAAAAGGAAAUAUGGAAUGCCUAAAAGCUGUUUUUGGUCGUGUAAUGUCAUAGCUAUUGAUGUAAGAACUGAAGUGAUUUUGGUUAUUAUCAAGAAAACCAUGAAGAAUAGCUAGAUAUCAGCUCAAAAAUUAAACUCUUAUGAACUAUUUUUGUUGGUAUCGUUAUAUUUGUCCAAUCAAAUGUACCAUUAAAUGGUACCAAACGUUGAAAUGAACAAGAAAUUGAAGAAAACAAGGGUGAUCUAAUAUUUUUUCCAUGACUGUACAUAUAUGCAUAUUUUUUAAGGAAAAUAUUUUUCCCCUCCCGUGUCACAUGACCCAGUGUUUUCCUCUGUUUCCCUGUUUUGAUCAUUAUUCCAUUAGUCCUAUUUUUCCAACAAUAAAAGGACCAAACAAGGAGGCAGUAACUCGGUGCUCAGGCAGCAGCAGCGGAGGGCGCUGUGCUGCGGCUCCUCUCCGCUGGUCUGCGGAUCAUGCUGCUCGGUGCUCGGCUUGGUUUCAUGGCCGCUCGGCUCUCAGGACUGUCCGUGUGUUGCAGGAGCUUGAGCGGCAGUAUUCCCCCAGCAGGUGGUCCCACAGGAUGUCUGCAGACGACGUGAUCAAAGCCCAUGUGAAGGCGCUGAAGGAAGGUACUGAACGAGCCCGAGAUCUGGCUCAGACUUUACUCAAUGUGCCAUAUGGGGAAGGAGAUGGUGAAAAACUGGACGUCUACAUACCCAAAACCAACACUUUGGACGUCCAUCUAGUUGUUUACCUCCAUGGAGGCUACUGGCAGUUCCUCAGCAAGGAGGAGUCUGGGUUCAUGGCCGUUCCUCUUAUUGAUAAAGGCGUAGUGGUGGUUGCCGUUGGUUACGACAUCGCGCCCAAAGGUAACAUGGACCUGAUGGUGUCACAAGUGCGCAGGAGUGUUGUGUCUGUGGUGCAGCAGUAUUCUCACAUCAGUGGUCUGUACCUGUGUGGACACUCUGCUGGGGCUCACCUGGCUGCCAUGGUUCUCUCCACUGAUUGGUCGCAGUAUAGCAUCACACCUCAGAUCAAAGGUGCUUUCCUUGUGAGUGGCAUAUAUGACCUCCAGCCCAUCCUGUCCACCUACGUCAAUGAACCCCUGAAGAUGACAGAGGAGGUGGCGGUGAGGAACAGCCCCAGCAAACUGGUCCCUCAGCUCAAACUCUCCUCCUCCAGCUGCCAGAUCGUUGUGGCUGUCGCUGAGCACGAUUCGCCGGAGUUUCGCAAGCAGUCUGAAGAAUACUAUAAAGUCGGCUUUGGAACAGUCAGGACUGAGUGUGACCAUGGAGGAUGUGGCGAAUACAGACCACUUCAAUAUCAUUGAGCAGUUGGUAGAUGGCGAAUAUCACCUAACAAAGCUUCUCCUGAAGAUGAUGGGGAAGAACUGACGUGUUUGAGUCCUUGUCUACAUACGUUUGUACCUCUGAACAGAGUCCUCGUGCACGAUACUGAUAAAAUAUGCAUUGUUUCAGGUUUGGACUACAGUAAAUGUACAACUCCUGUCCUUUUGAACAAAAAACAAGGUGGCGUGGGUUGUUUUGACCGUUUAGUUCACUGUUUCAGUAUUUUUAAUGAACUUUGUAGUUACUGUUGUCAAAAAAAGCCUAAAUAAAUGUUGUAUGUUCCAAUGACAUUAACACCUUUGUGCCCAAAACCUUGUCAAUUCAAGGAAUGAUGACUGUAGCAAAUUUUACUGCUCAUAUGUAGUUGUAAACAGAGCGCUUCAUCGUGCACGAUGUUUUGUCAGGAAACUCGGUUCAAUUCAAUGCUGAAUGUUGUAGAGUUGGUUGUUAGUUUUGGCAUAUUUCCACUGUUUUGUAAAUGGGUGGGGUUGUCUGGUGUGGGUUUUUUUUCCUGUGACAAUCUGCACCUCAAUUUAAGUCCAUGGUUUGGACAAGAAUAAGAAAUCAUGUCAAGAGUAGAGACAUAUCUUCUGCUAUCUGAAUGUAGCUUUUAAUUGUAACUUCCCCAAUGCGGAUAUCUCACCCAGGGAACUUUACUGUGAUGUUGGUAAAAGAUGAUAAUGAAAUUAUAUAUUUGCACUUUUAUUUGAGCCUAACUCUAGUAUUCAAAUAGAUAUCUUUUUAAACAGAAAAUGUAGCUAAGUUUUACUUGAUGCGCAUCAUUACUGGUUGCCUUUAAUAUAGGAUCUUGCAUAAUUGUUUACGUUAUUAUUUACUCCAUGUUCUAUUAAUCAUGAUUGUAGAUUAUAAAGAGAACACUCACAAUAAAAAUAUUUAUAUUUGAGAAAGGA